This is a messenger RNA of Lycium barbarum (goji berry), 1411 nucleotides long. Its product is annotated as DNA damage-repair/toleration protein DRT100-like. The record is from RefSeq and is a predicted model, not a curated record. Lineage: Eukaryota; Viridiplantae; Streptophyta; Magnoliopsida; Solanales; Solanaceae. The coding region runs from base 196 to 1302 and encodes 368 amino acids. Gene Ontology annotation, molecular function: protein binding. The transcript has a single exon.
AAUUAAAUGUUCAAUUGAAAAGACGAUGAAAGGAAACAGAGGUUGAAAGAACGAUUCUCUUAUUGCAUAUCACAUCACAGAAAAAAGAAGCACUGUUAAUACGUACAGAAAUAUAGUAGUAGUAAAUUUAUACAGCUUGCAAACCCAGAUAAAUACAGGGACAAGGAGAAGAGAAUCAUCAUACUACACUUAAAUAUGGGACUGGGCACGGGAGCAAUUGUGGUGGUUCUGAUGGUAGUGGCCAUGGCAUUUCCAGUUAUAAAUGCGUGUCAUCCCGGGGACAGAGCAGCGUUACUCGACUUGAAGGCAGCUCUUAACGAGCCAUACUUAGGCAUCUUCAACACAUGGACUGGCAACAACUGCUCUCUAGCCUGGUACGGCAUUAGUUCUGACCCAACUACUCAACGGGUCUCUGACAUAAUCCUCCGAGGUGAGUCUGAGGACCCUAUCUUCGAGAAAGCUGGCCGGUCUGGUUACAUGACCGGUUCACUCUCUUCUUCCCUUUGCAAACUCGACAAGCUAACCACCCUCGUCGUUGCUGACUGGAAAGCCAUUGCUGGUGACAUUCCAGCUUGUCUCACCUCCUUACCCAAUCUCCGUAUCCUUGACCUCAUUGGAAACAAACUCACUGGCCCGAUUCCAGCUAACAUUGGUCAACUGAGCAAACUCACUGUCCUAAACCUUGCUGACAAUCAGAUAUCCGGUUCGAUUCCUCCGUCCCUUGUCAACCUUGGAAAGUUAAUGCACCUUGACCUCAGCAACAACAAACUUACAGGCCAACUUCCGUCUGAUCUUGGAAAACUUAGUAUGAUGAGUCGAGCAUUAUUAAACAGGAACCAACUGACAGGUUCAAUCCCAUGUUCGAUAGCCAAAAUAAACAGGUUAGCCGAUCUAGAUUUAUCAAUGAACCAAAUAACCGGUUCAAUCCCUGCUGAGCUUGGGUAUAUGCCUGUUCUUUCCACUCUUAAUUUAGACAGUAACCAGAUUUCAGGUUCAAUCCCUAACAGUCUGCUUAGCAGCUCGGGUUUAAACAUUCUCAACUUGAGUCGAAAUUCAUUAGAAGGAUUAAUACCGGAUGUUUUUGGCCCAAAAACAUAUUUUACCCAUCUUGAUUUAUCGUACAACAACCUUAGAGGUUCCAUUCCAAAAUCAUUAUCUUCAACUAAGUAUAUUGGCCAUUUGGAUUUGAGCAAUAAUCAUCUUUGCGGUCCAAUUCCAACAGGUUCUCCAUUAGACCACCUCGGAGCUUCAUCUUUCUCAAACAACGAUUGUUUGUGUGGAUUGCCACUACGUACUUGUUAAUUUCUUUGUUUUUUCUGUCUAGAUUUUAUGGCUUGUAAUUAACCGAUAAGUAAUAGGUUGAUUACACAUUAUUAUUUCGUGUAUUAUUAAUGUAACGUUUAACCAGCCA